CACAGCGACCUCCAAGGAUUACAGAACAUCCAAAUAGCCUCGUGGUAAAAAAGCUCGAGCCUGCUAAGUUGAACUGUAAAGCAGAUGGAGAACCCACUCCAGAAAUCGAGUGGUUUCACAAUGGCGAACGGAUCAUUCACGAUACUCCAAACCGGAUGAUCUUACUCAAAGGCAUGUCCCUCUUCUUCCUUCACGUCAUCCAGAACAAGAGAGAACAAGAUACUGGCACCUACUGGUGUUUGGCUCGAAACCCUCUUGGUGAAGCCAGAAGCAGGAAUGCAACUGUUGACCUCGCAGUUUUUCGAGAUGAUUUUCGCGUCAGUCCUAAGAACACACGAGUGGCAGUUGGAGAAACCGCAAUGCUGGAAUGUACACCGCCCAGAGGUCAUCCGGAACCCGAGGUAUCAUGGGAGAAAGAUGGCCGAUUAAUAAGCGUUGGGACAGGCCGGAUAAGGAUGGUGGGUCAGGGUAACCUGGUCAUAGAAAAUAUUCGCCAAGAUGAUGAGGGACGGUACAAAUGUAUAGCCAAGAACAUGGUUGGGGAACGAGAAUCGCCUGUAGCCACCUUAGCCGUGAACGUAAAACCGUUUUUUAUUCGAGAGCCUAAAGACGUUUCGACGCUAGCAGACACAAAUGUGGAAUUUGAAUGCAAAGUUGGUGGCGAUCCUCGGCCAAAUAUCGCCUGGCGACGAAAAGAUGGCAAAAUGCCAAAUGGAAGAGCUGAGAUGAAAGAAGAUAAAAGCCUCCGGAUCAAGCAUGUCUUUCCUGCUGAUGAAGGAAUAUAUAUCUGUGAAGCAAAAAAUCCUGUUGGAUCUGUCUCAGCCUCAGCAACCUUGACAGUGCACUCACGACCAGCGUUUCUAGUGAGGCCAAAGAACCAACGAGUUGGUUUGAACAGUAAUGUUAAGUUUGAGUGUAUAGCAACAGGAAAUCCUCCACCAUCAAUCUUUUGGACAAAGGAAGGCAAUCAGGUUCGUGCCCAAAUUUACAAUCAUUUAAAUCAACUUCAAAUAAAUAUCGAUUCCGAAUCACCUUCAUCCAAAGCUGUAGCUGACCUUCCACCUCCGGUCAUUGUUCUUGGUCCAGUCAACCAAACUCUUCCUCAUCGCACGUUGGCGAUGUUGCCCUGCGAAGCCUCGGGAACUCCCACUCCACACGUGACAUGGUCCGUGAACUCCUCACCGUUGCCGAAGAAUGACCCACGUUACGUUGUUCUGGACACAGGAACCUUACAGAUAGACAGUUUACAACGUUCAGAUUCUGGACUGUAUACGUGUACUGCCUCCAGCGAGAUUGGGGCAACAUCCUGGAGUGCAUCUCUUUCAGUAGAAUCUCCAAGGAAUCCAAACGCCAUCUUUCAUCGGAUGCCUGAUCCAUCAUCUUUUCCUGGACCACCAAGCAAGCCAACUGCUGUUAACAUAACAGAAACAGCCGUAACGUUAACGUGGCGCCGGAAUCCGGAUGUUGGGCAGUCUCUUCUAAUUGGUUACAAUGUGGAAUAUUAUAGUAGUGACCUACAGACUGGAUGGUUGUUGGCUGCCCACAGAAUACAUGGGGAGUCCUUCGCAGUCCAAAAUCUUCGCCCGGAUACAAGAUACAUAUUUUUGGUCCGAGCAGAAAACUCCCACGGACUUGGUCCGCCAAGUCCAUUUUCUGAUGUAAUCAGAACAAUAGGACUUCAUCUUCAUAUGCUACCAGAUUUUGACCAAGAAGAAGCACGCCUGCGCUUAAGUAUGUGUAUUAUUGGAUUAAAAGAUGUUCGAGCCAUUAAUUCAACAACAGUUAAGCUUGCAUGGGAGAUGCAGGGUGAUCAAAACUACGUCGAGGGAUUUUACAUCAGAUUUAGAGAUGUUAAUGGCGGAUCUCGCAAGUACAAUAUGAUGACGGUGUUGACUGGGUUGGCCUCUUCUUAUGUCCUCACGGGCUUGCGGAAGUUCACCAAGUACGAGUUUUUUCUUGUACCAUUCUACAAGAGUGUGGAAGGGCCACCCAGCAACUCUCGCUCAGUACAAACUUUAGAAGAUGUCCCAUCAGCGCCACCAGACAACCUUCACGUUCAGCUGGUUAAUAUGACAACUGCUGCCAUCUACUGGUCACCUCCUCCGCCUCAGCACAGAAACGGAAUAUUGAAAGGAUAUAACGUUCGUGUGCUCAGCAACAACUCUCGGCUUCAAUCAAAUAUCACUACAAAUGCUACUUCAACUUCUAUUCGAAUCCACAACCUAACUGCUGGGGCUAGCUAUACAAUAAAAGCUUUAGCCUAUACUUCUGUAGGACCUGGUCCCUACACCACCCCUUUGACUGUAAUAAUGGAUCCGAGUUAUAUGGAAAACCCUAGUGCAGCAGGACCGCCAUCUACAUCACUAAGUAAUUCUUUUCAAGAUUUGCUACGGCAGCCUUGGUUCAUAGCUCUGAUUGGAGGUUUAUCAUGUUUGCUGCUGUCAGUAUUUUUUGUUAUCCUGUUCUUACGAAGACGUAUGGCUUGGAAAAAAGCCUUGGUGGCUCAUCUAACAGUCCCUGUUCACAAACCAGAAGAUGUAAGGACUGAUGUCAGUGCACGUGAGACCCUGUGGAUUAACCGUGCUUGGCGACCCUCACCUCACACCAAAGAACAAAGCACAAGUGAAACCAAAUUACUGAAUAAAAUGGACUGCCCUUCCAGUGAUUUCAAUUAUUCCAGUGUCUACUCCCCCUUACAAUGUAAUAUGAAUGCCUCAGACUAUGCUGAAGUAGAUACGCACAACAUGGCCACUUUCUACAUGAAGGAGCCUCCUUCAGCCCUUGCACCUUAUGCUACCACAACAUUGAUCAACAAUCCAGCUCCAAAACACUUCAGUGCAUCAGUAGGUUUUAUCCACUACAUAUAUUUACAAAAUUUGAUAAGAAAUACGGGUCUCUUAAAAUGUAGGAAAUAAUUUUAUAGAAUUUUU
Messenger RNA from Limulus polyphemus (Atlantic horseshoe crab), 2930 nucleotides. RefSeq names its product roundabout homolog 2-like (gene robo1). Gene Ontology annotation, molecular function: protein binding. The annotation marks the transcript as partial. Gene Ontology annotation, biological process: cell-cell adhesion. NCBI's taxonomy places the organism in Eukaryota, Metazoa, Arthropoda, Merostomata, Xiphosura, Limulidae. The record is from RefSeq and is a predicted model, not a curated record. The transcript is spliced from 17 exons.